AUGGAGUGUUGAUGAGUGAGUUAUGGUGUCUAAAAUGUUUCUGUGAUUUUUUUACGUAACAAAAUUAUUGUGUACUGACAGCUUAAUGCUGUGGUAUGGAACAAGAGGGGGAUAAGAAGAAACUGAACGAUGACCUGGUCGUGUUUAUGCGUAAAAGGAGCGAGACGGAAGAGCCGCGAUACUCGGCUCGCCUCCACGCCUAUGUCGAUUUACAUCGAAAGCGCAGUCGAGCGGCGGCCGCGCGGCGUCGUUCCGAACAUUUUUACCAACAAAGAAUAUCGUCGUCGAGAAAGAAGACAGCUAAUGAACAGAGAGAGAAAACUAUAGAUAACUGGGCCGACAUGCCAAAGACCGCGCUAAGAUCCGCUUGUGGAAUAUUCCGUGAUAGUUCUGAGAUGAAUGAAAAAUGUAUGAAUAGAAGGCGUGGAGGCGAAAAAAUGCAGGGACGUAAAGGUUCACUCUCAAGGUCGCGGUCUGAACCGUCGGACAGGUGCAGCCGGCGGAGGCGGCACCGACGGAGUCGUUGCGGGCGUCGCCGACGUCGCUGCAGCUGUCGUCGGCGUCGUCGUCACAGCUCUCGACGUCGUCGUCGUCGCAGUCGCAGUCGCAAACGUCGUCGCAGCUGCCGUCGCAAGAGACGGUGCUGUUGUCGACGCUAAACACGAGUACUUUACAACACUUUCACCAAUAUAAAAUCAUAAUUUACACCUAACAAUGAAAUGUUUACUACUAUUACGGCUUUAUUCUGAAAGGAGGUCAGUACAUUGUACUAAUUUGACCGUCACAGUAAUAUAAGGUUUCUCAAACUUACAGUUUCAUGUGCCAAUAUUAGGAUUUACAGACAUGUCUAAAAUACUGACUAUUGUUAAAGCAAAUAAAACAUUUUAUUAAAAAAGAAGUAAAAAAGAGCAAUGUACAUCUUUUUAAUAUCAGCUUGAAGAGUUUGCUCUUUGGAGAAUUUCGUCCGUUAUGCUUGUUAUACGUGCAAAUCUGCCAAGCUGCUGCUGUCACGUCAAUUUUGUCACAUACCCCCUAUAGUUAACAGAUGUACCCUAAGUGAUACGCUUACUCUAGUUUGAGAAAUCCAGCAAAAUAUAUUGCAACUGAACAGAGACCUUUAAUUCUAUGCACGACCAUGAUAUUUUCACCAUUAUCAGCAUAUGUCAUUUUUAAAACUUCUUUGUACAAUUGUACCAACUACUUUGCUAUUUUAUCGUGACGGUAAAAUCGUAUAAUAUUGUUUCGUGCUAUGAGAAAUUAUAAAAGUGUCCAUCCGACAAUUUGAAAUCUUUGCAUUUGUUUUGAAUGCAAUCUCUAUAAAAUUAUCUUUAAUUUUUUAAAACCUAUAUAUUCAAAAUCGUAUUGCUAGAAAAUGGCAGAGAACAUUAGAAUAUUAUUGUUGACUAUUAUGUAUCUAUUUAGAAUUAAAUUAUUGGAUUGUCUUGUUAUCCUCUGUUAGCAUAUCAUUACGCCAUUCGUAGUUUUUGUCGUCUAUUGUUU
Messenger RNA from Galleria mellonella (greater wax moth), 1500 nucleotides. Its product is annotated as protamine-like. The transcript has 7 exons. The record is from RefSeq and is a predicted model, not a curated record. Lineage: Eukaryota; Metazoa; Arthropoda; Insecta; Lepidoptera; Pyralidae. Bases 96 to 659 code for a protein of 187 amino acids.